GGCGCCGGCGCCACCCGCCUCCGCCUCACUUCCCCCCCGGCGCCGACCGACCGAGCGACUAGCUUGGGGUGGGGGAGUGCUGUGUCAUGGAGGUGCGCCGCGGAGUGCCAUGCCGUCCGGAGGGGGCGGGGGCGGGGAGGGUGCAGGCCGGGGACGCGCUGCCGCUGCCGAUCCGGCACACGAACCUGAUAUUCUCGGCGCUGUUCGCGGCGUCGCUGGCGUACCUGAUGCGGCGGUGGAGGGAGAAGAUCCGGUCGUCGACGCCGCUCCACGUGGUGGGGCUGGCCGAGAUGCUGGCCAUCUUCGGCCUCGUCGCCUCGCUCAUCUACCUGCUCAGCUUCUUCGGCAUCGCCUUCGUGCAGUCCAUCGUGUCGUCGAGCGACGAGGACGAGGACUUCCUGGUCGGGGCGGCGCGGGCCCCCGGCGGAGGCGCGGCGGCCGUCGCGCCGGCGCCGUCGCCGUGCGCGCUGCUGGGGAGCCCCGAGGCCGCGCAGGAGAAAAUGCCGGAGGAGGACGAGGAGAUCGUGUCCUCGGUCGUGGCUGGGAAGGUCCCCUCCUACGUGCUGGAGACCAGGCUCGGGGAUUGCCGCCGCGCCGCCGGCAUCCGGCGCGAGGCCCUGCGUCGGAUUACCGGGAGGCAGAUCGAGGGGCUCCCGCUGGACGGGUUCGACUACGCCUCGAUUCUCGGGCAGUGCUGCGAGCUUCCGGUGGGAUACGUUCAGCUCCCCGUCGGCAUCGCGGGGCCACUGCUGCUCGACGGCCAGAGGUUCUACGUGCCGAUGGCCACCACCGAGGGCUGCCUCGUCGCCAGCACGAACCGCGGCUGCAAGGCCAUCGCCGAGUCUGGCGGCGCCACCAGCGUCGUUCUCCGGGACGGGAUGACGCGCGCCCCCGUCGCCCGACUCCCCACCGCGCGCCGCGCCGCUGAGCUCAAAGCCUUCUUGGAGGAUCCUGGAAACUUCGACACCCUCUCCAUGGUCUUCAACAGGUCCAGUAGAUUCGCGAGGCUCCAAGGGGUGCAGUGUGCAAUGGCUGGGAGGAACCUGUACAUGAGAUUCAGCUGCUGCACGGGGGAUGCUAUGGGGAUGAACAUGGUCUCCAAGGGUGUGCAGAAUGUGCUGGAUUAUCUCCAGCAUGACUUCCCUGACAUGGAUGUUAUUAGCAUAUCAGGUAACUUUUGCUCUGACAAGAAACCAGCUGCUGUGAAUUGGAUUGAAGGGCGUGGUAAGUCAGUGGUUUGUGAGGCAAUAAUCAAGGAGGACAUAGUGAAAAGGAUUCUGAAAACCAAUGUGCAAUCGUUGGUUGAGCUUAACGUGAUCAAGAAUCUUGCUGGUUCAGCUAUUGCUGGGGCUCUUGGGGGUUUCAACGCCCAUGCUAGCAAUAUUGUAACAGCCAUCUUCAUAGCCACUGGGCAGGAUCCUGCACAGAACGUGGAAAGCUCUCACUGCAUCACAAUGUUGGAAGCUGUAAAUGAUGGCAACGACCUUCACAUCUCUGUUACUAUGCCAUCUAUUGAGGUGGGCACAGUUGGGGGAGGGACUCAACUGGCGUCACAGGCAGCCUGCUUGGACCUGCUCGGCGUGAAAGGCGCGAAUAGGGAUUCCCCAGGAUCAAACGCGAGGCUACUGGCCACCGUGGUGGCAGGUGGGGUUCUUGCUGGGGAGCUGUCCCUCCUGUCAGCACUCGCUGCAGGGCAGCUUGUCAAGAGCCACAUGAAAUACAACAGGUCCAGCAAAGACAUGUCCAAGGUAGUGUCCUAGUUCGAGGUUUGGUCGUUUGGAUUGUUUCGUAGGAAAAACAAAAAAAGAGAGAUGGACAAUUUCAUGUCAUGUGGAAGGGAGGGCUUUCUCAAGAGGAUAUGGGCUCAUAAAAAAUGACUCAAAAUGAAGUGAACAACAGUGAAGUUUACAGUGACAUCAUCAAGGAUGCUGAAAUGCUGAUGGAUUGAGAGUCCUUUGUUCCGAGGUUUGAGCUAUUUAUUUUCUUGAGAUGUUGGCGUUGCUGCCGGCCUGCUCAGCCAUGGAAGCGGUCGUUCUCCGUCGUGCUGCUGGCAUGCUGUCAUCAUCGACCCCAUUUUACAACUGGGAGGCUAACUUUGGUCUUAGUGUUGAUACCAAUAAUGUUCAUAAAAAUAGGGCCUGGUUGGUACCGGUGGACGACGGACCCUCCCUCGUUGCUUCAGGAAGCUUGUCCACUUUCCAGCUCUAUUUGUUUGUAACUACUUUCGCUUUCUUUGAUAACUUUUUAUUUGUCUCCAUUCUUCGUCGUCAGUCAGAACCCUGUCGAAGCUAGUGAUGUGGUGAGUUUUUGUAAAAAGAUGUGUUGCUAAGUGGCUUCUCUCGAUUGUGUGUGACA
This is a messenger RNA of Oryza brachyantha (malo sina), 2355 nucleotides long. Its product is annotated as 3-hydroxy-3-methylglutaryl-coenzyme A reductase 3. Gene Ontology annotation, cellular component: peroxisomal membrane; endoplasmic reticulum membrane. The record is from RefSeq and is a predicted model, not a curated record. Gene Ontology annotation, biological process: coenzyme A metabolic process; sterol biosynthetic process; isoprenoid biosynthetic process. The transcript is spliced from 4 exons. NCBI's taxonomy places the organism in Eukaryota, Viridiplantae, Streptophyta, Magnoliopsida, Poales, Poaceae. The coding region runs from base 87 to 1760 and encodes 557 amino acids. Gene Ontology annotation, molecular function: protein binding; hydroxymethylglutaryl-CoA reductase (NADPH) activity.